AUGGUCCCUGACCUGCUGCUGUGCUUGAGCUUUGGUUAUGCAGCAGCCCUCAAACCCACAUGCCUAUCAGCUCAGUUUAGAAGGCCUGGUGAUUAUAUCAUAGGAGGCUUGUUCCCUUUUGGAACGGACACCAUAAACCUGACGGCGCGAUCAGAGCCCACAUUAGUUGUGUGUGACAGGUUAUUUGUAGAUGGGCUAAUAUGGGCUCUUGGGAUGAAGUUUGCUAUCGAUCAGAUCAACAAUUCCACUUCACUUCUCCCAGGAGUAAAGCUGGGCUAUGACAUGUAUGACACCUGCUUUGAGCCAGUGGUGGCCUUACAGCCCAGCUUGCUAUUUCUGACCCGAAACGGCACGACGAGCAUUGGAGUACGGUGCAACUACACUGACUACCAGCCUCGUGCAACUGCCGUGAUUGGACCACAUAAGUCAGAUCUUUGCCUGGUAACAGCCAAACUGUUCAGCUUCUUCUUGGUCCCACAGGUCAGCUAUGGAGCCAGCAGUGAGAAGCUCAGCAACCCGGAGUUGUACCCAUCCUUCUACCGUACUGUUCCCAGCGAUAAGAACUUGGUGGAAGCUGUGGUCCUGCUACUGAACAAGUUUGGAUGGAACUGGAUUGCCACUAUCGGAAGCGAUGAUGAAUAUGGCCGAGGAGCCAUGGGGCUAUUCUUAAGCUUAGCUAGAAAUCACAGCAUCUGCAUUGCGUUCGAGGGGCUAAUUCCUACAGACCUCACAGACCCCAAAGCCAAAAACCAACUGGAAGAUAGCAUUAAGUUAAUUAACAAGACCAAAGUCAACAUCAUUGUCCUUUUUGCCUUUAGUCAGCCAGCCCAGGCCCUGCUGGAACACAGCAUCAGAAUGGGACUGGGCAAGAAAGUCUGGAUCGGCACGGAAGCCUGGAUGUUGUCUGACAUAGUUGCCUCCAUCCCAAAUAUUCAGAGCAUUGGGACAGUCUUAGGCCUUAUUAUGAAAGCAGGCAUAGUCCCUGGCUUUCAGAAAUACGUUGCCGACCUCUUUACUUCUGUUCCAUGUCAGGAAUCUAGAGAAUUCAACCACCUCAUGAACUCUGACAUGCUGGAUACACAUUGCAAAGAGUGUGACCACAUCUCGCUGCAUGACAUCUCGUUCACACUAAGCCGCUCACAAAUACAACCAGUGUACGUCGCAGUCUACAGCGUGGCUUAUGCACUGCACAGAGCGCUGGGGUGCACCCACCAAGCGUGCCCCAAGGCAUCCAUCAGAUCUUGGCAGCUGCUGCACUUCAUGAAUACCCUCCCGUUCAAGGUGAACGGCCAAAGUUUCAGGUUUGAUCAAUCUCAUGGCACAAACACUGGCUACAAGCUUAUAUUCUGGUCCUGGAAAAAUGGCACCCUUACGUAUCUGACUGUAGGCGACUAUGAAGAGACCUUGUAUAUCAAUAAGUCCCAGAUUCAGUUUCACACUGCAGAUCAAAAGGAGCCUACAUCAGAGUGCUUCAGACAAUGUAAACCAGGACAAUUCAGACAAAUAAAAGGGUUCCACCUCUGCUGCUAUGACUGUACAGAUUGCCCAGAAAACACCUUCUGGACCCCCAAAGACAGCUCCACUUGCACUCCCUGCCUAGAGCAUCAGUGGUCCCCUGCCCGGAGCACACAAUGUUAUGACCGCAGCGAGAGAUACCUCUUUUGGAAUGAGCCGCUCACCAUUGCCUUGCUGAUAUUGAUGUCCAUCACCGUAUCUCUGAUUUGUUUGACAGCAGUGGUCUUCUUAAAGAACCUCGAGACUCCCCUUGUGCAGGCUUCCGGAGGCAAACUGAGCCUCUUUGCCUUGUUCACACUCAUGCUGCUGUGUCUCAGCUGCUGUCUCUACAUAGGCAAGCCCAGUAACAAACUUUGUGUGAUCCAGCAGAUAGUCUAUGCUCUGUGCCUCAAUGGUUGUUUUUCUACCUUCUUCAUCAAGUCCCUUGAGAUCACCCUUGUGACGGAGUGCCCUCACUGUGCCCCCAUCUUCUUGUCCUGGGUGAUCCAGAGGAGGGCCUGGCUCCUGGUUGCUUCAUGCCUCCUCACUGAGUGCUUGUUCUGUUUCUGCUAUCUUCACUUGGGUCCUGACUAUCUCCUGUGUGACUACAAGUCACUGCCCACUGAAGUUCUACUCGUGUGUAACACAGAGUCCUGGUUUGCCUUUGCCCUGAUGCACGGCUACAAUAGCUGCUUAGCCUUUGUCUGCUUCUUGUGCACAUUCAUGGUACAAACUUCUGGUAAGAAAUACAAUAUUGCCAGGGGCAUCACAUUUGCCAUCCUAACCUAUUUCAUCAUCUUGAUCUUCUUCAUUGCUAUUUUUGCCACGCUGAAGACAGUCCUCAGGUCUGUUACUCAGAUCGGUACCAUUUUGACAACAAGCCUGGGUAUCCUGGGGACCUACUAUAUCCCUAAAUGCUACAUCAUCUUGCUUAAGCCUGAUCUGAACACAGUGGAUUAUUUCCAGAAUUCCAUCAAAGAGGAGCCAGAGGAGGACUCAAUAAACAGACAAUAA
This is a messenger RNA of Cariama cristata (Red-legged seriema), 2508 nucleotides long. RefSeq names its product taste receptor type 1 member 3 (gene TAS1R3). The record is from RefSeq and is a predicted model, not a curated record. Gene Ontology annotation, cellular component: membrane. Gene Ontology annotation, biological process: G protein-coupled receptor signaling pathway; sensory perception of sweet taste; sensory perception of umami taste. Gene Ontology annotation, molecular function: sweet taste receptor activity; G protein-coupled receptor activity. Lineage: Eukaryota; Metazoa; Chordata; Aves; Cariamiformes; Cariamidae.